Pistacia vera is the source of this 1158-nucleotide messenger RNA. Its product is annotated as phosphatase IMPL1, chloroplastic. Gene Ontology annotation, molecular function: inositol monophosphate 1-phosphatase activity. The coding region runs from base 1 to 1032 and encodes 343 amino acids. Lineage: Eukaryota; Viridiplantae; Streptophyta; Magnoliopsida; Sapindales; Anacardiaceae. Gene Ontology annotation, biological process: inositol metabolic process; phosphatidylinositol phosphate biosynthetic process; signal transduction. The transcript is spliced from 10 exons. The record is from RefSeq and is a predicted model, not a curated record.
AUGAUCGUUUCACUGGUGGUGAUAGGAAUCGCCCUGACCAACACUUUUAUGGGUGUGCUCUUACGAUGUGGCAUGGGACAGCUCAGGCCGCUUCCUUUCACCGAGUCUCAGCGAGACUGGCAUUCUGCUCAGGAGGCGGUCAGAGUUCGUUGGCCCUUUGGAGCCCGUGGGCUUGCUUUUUGCCGCUUGUUUUCCUUUUCGUCUACGCGCUACAGUGUUGUGAUGGAUGCUGUGAAUAGGCCUCAUAAUAUUACAUAUAAAGGACUUACUGACUUGGUGACCGACACAGAUAAAAAUAGUGAGGCUGCUAUAUUAGAAGUUGUGAAAAAGAAUUUUGGAGAUCACCUCAUUCUUGGAGAAGAGGGUGGAAUCAUAGGAGAUACAGCAUCUGAUUAUCUCUGGUGUAUUGAUCCUUUAGAUGGAACAACAAAUUUUGCACAUGGUUAUCCUAGCUUUGCCGUUUCUGUUGGAGUUCUAUUUCAAGGAAAUCCUGCUGCUGCUGCUGUGGUAGAGUUUGUGGGUGGCCCCAUGUGUUGGAAUACCCGUACAUUUUCUGCAACUGCUGGUGGAGGAGCAUUCUGUAAUGGCCAAAAAAUUCAUGUGAGUCAAACUGAUCAGGUGGAGCGAUCUCUUCUAGUGACUGGCUUUGGAUAUGAGCACGACGAUGCAUGGGCAACUAACAUAGAAUUAUUCAAGGAAUUUACUGAUGUCAGCCGGGGUGUGAGAAGACUUGGUGCUGCUGCUGUGGACAUGUGCCAUGUAGCUCUAGGGAUUGUAGAAAGCUAUUGGGAAUAUCGUCUAAAGCCGUGGGAUAUGGCUGCAGGUGUUUUGAUAGUUGAAGAGGCUGGUGGGGCAGUUACUCGCAUGGAUGGUGGAAAAUUUUGUGUGUUUGACAGAUCUGUUUUGGUAUCCAAUGGUGUACUGCAUGCUAAGCUUUUGGAGAGGAUUGCACCUGCAACAGAGAAACUGAAGACUAACGGAAUUGAUUUCUCACCCUGGUAUAAGCCUGAAAAUUACCACACAGACAUUUGAAAGGCGCAAGAUUUCUUUUUUUUUUUUUUUUCUGUUCUUCCAGCUUUAUUGGAAGGCUCCUUGCAGCUAGCAGGUGGUGUCAAUUGUGCUUUAAAUUGUUUCAUCUAUUUAUUUCUUAAGAAUUUA